AUGUCGACGCCUCCGACACCAGCUUCCGCGCCGGCCGCAGCGGCCGCGGUGACGCAGAAGGCGGACCAGCAGGCGGACAAAGCAGCAAAGGCUGCCGCGAAGAAGGCGCAGGCGAACGCGGCCAAGGAGGCGAAGAAGGCGAAGCGUGCUGCCGCCGUCGCGGCGCGUGGGGGUGGUGCGGACCCGCGCACGGUCGAGACCCCCGCCGCUGCUGGAGGCGCGACGACGUCUGCCCCGGCGCAGAGCGGACGGCCUGCUGCCGGUGCUACCCCCGCCGGUGCGUCGGGACCUUCAAGACACCGCCGCGCGAUUGCUGCUGCCGCCGCCGCUGCGUCGAGCACGAACGCCCCCGGCAACCCCGCCUCCAACUUCUUCUCGCACCUCCCGACCCCGAAUGACCCGGGCACGCCUGCAGCCUUCCAGAGCGGGAAGCUGCAUCCCACGAUUGUCCGCCUGGGCGUCCUCAUUGCGUCGGGAACGCUCCGCGGAGCCAGCGCGAGGACAUACGGUGUUCUGUCCGCGUUCCAAGAUGUCGUGCGCGACUAUGCCUGUCCCGAAACCGCCGUGUUCUGGAAAGACCUCUCGACGCACAUCUCGCCCAUGAUCGCGUACCUCGAGACGUGCCGUCCGAAGGGAGUCGGCGUCGGCAACGCGAUCCGCUGGUUCAAGAGCGAGAUCACCAAGCUCGGCGAGAAUCCCGACGCCGAGAACCGCGAGAACGAGGCCGCCCAGAAGGAGUACCUCGUCAAGGCUAUUGACGGGUACAUUUCGGAGCGGAUCGAUAUGGCCGGCCAGGUCAUUGCCGACAAUGCAAAGGAGAAGGUCCGCGACGAGGACACCAUUGUCGUGUUUGCGCGCAGCAGUGUGGUCGAGCGCGCGCUGCUCGAGGCCUGGGCCGAGAUGCAGGCCAGGGGGGAGAGCUUCAAUGUCGUCGUCGUCGACUCGAGGCCUCUGCAUGAGGGCCGCGCGCUCCUUGCGUCCCUCACCGCCGCCGGCGUGCCGUGCACGUAUACCCUUCUCCCGCUUGCGUCGACGGCGAUCGCGCGUGCGGACCUCGUUCUUCUGGGCGCCUCGGCACUGCACUCGGACGGCGCCCUGCACUCGCGUGCCGGAACCGCCGUCGUGGCCAUGCUCGCCAAGGAGCACCGCGUGCCCGUCGUCGCGUGCGUUGAGACCUUCAAGCUCUCGGAGCGCGUCACGCUCGACGACCUCGCCGCCAAUGAGCUCGGACACCCCGAGGACAUCCUGUCUAUCCCGAACGCGAAGAAGCUCGAGCUCCACAAGCCCCUCCCCGAUCUUCUUACGCCGCUUAACCUCCUGUACGACCUCACGCCGCCUGAGAACAUCACGGCCGUGUGCACCGAGCUCGGAUUCGUGCCGCCCUCCUCUGUCCCGACGCUGCUGGGCAAGAGUGGCGCGGCGUAG
Molecule: messenger RNA, 1425 nt
Organism: Trichosporon asahii var. asahii CBS 2479
Lineage: Eukaryota; Fungi; Basidiomycota; Tremellomycetes; Trichosporonales; Trichosporonaceae
Exons: 2
Coding region: 1-1425 (474 amino acids)
Source: RefSeq, a predicted model, not a curated record